UUCCCACAAAAUUACCCCAAAUGUUAAUCUCCGCGAGUCUCGCCCUCAAAAUCCACCCCUACGGCCCCCAGGGCGUGGACCCCCACCCCCUCCCCCAAAUCCCCUCCACCUCCAAAAUCAUCCAAGUGUCCACGUGCAACGACAACAGCUACAUCGUAAUUUUACGCGAAAAUGAAAAACCCCAAAUUUUCUCAGCGAGAGACAAGACAAACAUCCGUUUAGUCCACACAAUCAACGUUUCGAACGUUACGACAGUCACCUUCAAGCACACCACAAAGAAGGCCAUAGCUUUGGGCACCCAAACCGGCAAUGUGCUCAUUUACGACACGAAAAGUCGCAAAGUCGUAAAUUCGUACACGAUCAAUGAAGCGAUCAAGUUUUUGGACUUCACGGCCAAUGAUCAACAAUUGUGUGGCGUGGACGCGAGUACUUUACACGUGUUCUCGGAUUUGGACUCGAAGACGUACAAACAAGUGGCCACGUGUACUAAUAUGCGAAGCCAUCCGUUGGUGCCAAAUCGGGUGGCUGUGGCGUUAAGUAAUCACAGAGUGGGACUUUGGGACGUCCAAAUCGGGAUUGAACUCGCCAAUUUGGGACUCGGGAAUUCCCCCAUCACGGGAAUUGCUAUGUCAUCCUGUGGGAACUACCUCGUCAUGUGCGGGGAUUGUAUCAAAGUCACUGGGAUUGACUUCAAUGGAGGGAAGCACACGUGUCAAUUCCACGUGGAGUUGAACACACGUGUCACGUGUAUGGACUUGAGUCCUGAUGAUAGGUACGUCGCUGUGGGACUGACCAAUGGGAAUGUGCGACUCUACGAUGUGAAACAAAAUAUGCUUGUGGUUUCAGCGGCCAAACUACAUGACGAGUCCAUUAGUACGCUUGUGUUUGAACACGAGAUAUUUGAGUCCAAUUCGCAUUUCUCCUCAAUGGUGAAGCUUUCUGAGCAGGAUGUGAAGAAGAGUGUGGAGGUGGUGAAAAGUGUCAGGAGUACAAAUGUGACCAAUGAGGAUUUGGACAAGUUCAAAAAGAGGAUUCUUAGAGUUAUUAAGAAUGAGAUGGACGCGUUGGAAAAUCAGCUCAAUGAGCAUUGUGUCAAGUUUCAGAAAUUUCUAGAUAAUGAGUUUGAGACUAUUGAUGAAAUUAUGAAGAGGAAAUGGGAUAUUUUCACAAAUGGUGAUAUGAAUCAGAUUAUGAAGGCCAUUUGUCCUGAUGAGGCGAGGGGUUCCAUGGAGUGAUUUUGUUGAUGAAAUAAAUUUUUGGCGAUUU
Molecule: messenger RNA, 1266 nt
Organism: Tribolium madens (black flour beetle)
Lineage: Eukaryota; Metazoa; Arthropoda; Insecta; Coleoptera; Tenebrionidae
Exons: 1
Coding region: 21-1235 (404 amino acids)
Biological process (GO): microtubule nucleation; mitotic cell cycle
Cellular component (GO): pericentriolar material; spindle pole; ciliary basal body
Molecular function (GO): gamma-tubulin binding
Source: RefSeq, a predicted model, not a curated record